CCUGUUCUUUACUUCCCCUCCUACAAAAUCUUGUUUUCACUUUCCUUCCAAACAGGUAAGCUUUCCCGUAGGCAAAUCCAUCAACCAUAGACCACUCUUCUAUGGUUCGAAUCCAUUCCUCCUUCUCCUCACCCCCCCAAUCGGGUUUUCUCUAUUCCCUCCUCCAUCUCCGACUAAGUAUCAACGUGGCUUCCGCGCAACCACACCUCCGUCAUCGCACCAACAACACCACUCUUUUCUCCCUCUCUCCCUCCCCUUUCUCUCACUUGCCAACAAACAAAAGUCUACUAGCUAUUCGCUCAGUUACUUACUCAUAUCUUCGGCGCAACCAAUCAGUCCAUCCCUCCCAUCACAAGAACAACUAUUCAACCGAUAAAUCAAUACCUACUACUUCUCCUCCACAAUGAUCACCGACGACGAGCUCCACCGUCUGGCCGUCUUCCUCGGCUCCUGCGCCAUGAUGAUGAUCGUUCUCUACCACUUCCUCGAAGUCAAUGCGAAGGAUGAUGACGAAGAAGUCGACGUCAAAAACAACAACAGCAAGCAAUCUACGGGCGCGUCGUCGGCUGGUUCGACUACCGCAUGAUUUGAUUAGAU
Messenger RNA from Aspergillus welwitschiae, 597 nucleotides. RefSeq lists its product as uncharacterized. Bases 102 to 407 code for a protein of 101 amino acids. The transcript has a single exon. The record is from RefSeq and is a predicted model, not a curated record. Lineage: Eukaryota; Fungi; Ascomycota; Eurotiomycetes; Eurotiales; Aspergillaceae.